CAGGAACUGAAUAUAUUGUAACAUCGGUCAGCCGUCCAUCCGCCUCGACGCAGAUAGUCAUGAAAGUAUCGAUAUUAUCCGUUCAGAGUUAAAGGGCAUAAGAAAUCGCUGCAGUUCGUGUGCUUUUGAAGGGACCAGGCGCGCGCCGGUGUGAGAUGGAGAAUUCCAGAGAGUCUAACUGUACGCUGAAGUCGGAUAUGAGCACAGAGGUGCUUCCGUACUGCUGCUCAGCCUGUGAAGGCGGUGAGGAGCCGUGCCAUGGAAAAGUUUUGCGGACCAGAACUAAAGCCAGGAGCAUGUCGACACCACCAGCGCCAAGCUCUGCCAAGUACAGGAGGAAGCAGUCUCUACAUGGACCAAGCCCUGUCACCACAUUUGGGCCUAAAGCUUGCAUGCUGAAGAACCCUAAAGCUGUCAUGCAUAUUCAAGAUCCAGCCAGUCAGAGGUUGACAUGGAAUAAACCACCUAAAAGUGUCCUUGUUAUUAAGAAAAUCAGAGAUGCCAGUCUGCUGCAACCUUUUAAAGAGCUGUGCUUCUUCCUUGCACAGCAAAAAAAUAUGAUUGUUUACAUGGAGAGGAAAGCCCUUGAAGAUCCUGCCAUUGCUAAUGAUGACAGUUUUGUCUCAGUCAACAAAAACUUUUGCACUUUUAGAGAAGAUUAUGAUGAUAUUUCCAACCUUGUAGACUUCAUCAUUUGUUUGGGUGGAGAUGGGACCUUGCUCUAUGCUUCCUCUCUCUUCCAGGAGAGUGUGCCUCCUGUCAUGGCCUUCCAUUUGGGUUCUCUGGGCUUUCUCACACCAUUUAACUUCGACACAUACCAGUCUCAGGUCACACAGGUCAUUGAAGGUAAUGCUGCGAUCAUUCUGCGCAGUCGUCUGAAAGUGAAGGUGGUGAAAGAGUGUAGAGAGAAGAAGAGGGGAGCCGUGGAUGUGAAGAGUUUGAUUAUCACGAAUGGAGACACUGAACCCAACCAAAAAAUGAUGCAAUAUCAAGUGCUGAAUGAAGUUGUGGUGGACAGAGGUCCAUCCUCAUACCUCUCUAAUGUCGACCUGUUCCUGGAUGGUCACCUGAUCACCACUGUUCAAGGAGAUGGUGUGAUAGUGUCCACGCCCACAGGCAGCACUGCAUACGCUGUAGCAGCAGGUGCCUCAAUGAUCCACCCGAAUGUUCCAGCCAUCAUGAUCACACCCAUCUGUCCACACUCGCUCUCAUUCAGACCCAUCGUUGUGCCCGCGGGCGUCGAGCUCAAGAUCAUGCUGUCCCGUGAUGCCAGAAACACAGCCUGGGUGUCUCUCGAUGGCAGGAAACGGCAGGAAAUUGCACAUGGGGACAGUAUUACCAUCACUACGUCCUGUUUCCCUGUUCCUUCCAUCUGUUUCCGUGAUCCGGUGAAUGAUUGGUUCGAGAGUCUGUCUCAAUGUUUACACUGGAAUGUUCGUAAGAAACAGAGUCAUCUGAGUUCAGAAGAGGAGUUCUGAGCGCAUUCAUACUCAUGCUUUCCAACACUAUUACUCAAAUGAUGUCCUUCCUUUUUUUUUUAAGUUGCAGUGCUGUAUUUUCUCUGUUUGUCAUAAUCCUCCAGUGGUCAGGACUCUUCAGGAAUCUUACGAAAACAAGUCCAGGUCACAUUUCACCCAAAAAUCAAAUAUAUAUAUAUUUUAUUAUUUUCCCCGUAUCACAGUCAUAAAUAGUCAUAAAUGGAAAAAAGAAACCGAAAAAAAUAAAAUAAUAAUAAUAAUAUAUAUAUAUAUAUAUUGUACCUAAAAACAAGCCUUAUUUCUGUGCAAAAUCAAAAGUUGUAUCUUUUUCUUUGGAUUUUGAAGUGAAAUAUGAGCCGGAUGUGUUCUUGACAAGUUUCGUGACAUUCACAGUUUUACCGCUAUCAGUUCCAUCCUAAUGUUGUGUAAAGUACCAUGCAUUAUCAGUUCUGGGCAAACGAGAUCGUUUGAAGGAUUGUAGCAAUAAGUGAAUUUCAAUAGAUUGUGCCUUAUAUCAUGUAAAGCAUCGCAUCAAAAUCUAGUCAUUUAGAAUGUAUUGCAUCGUACAUCUCGUGAUGGAUGUAUUCGUAUCUAAGCUUGAAUAUUCUUAAUGUUUCAGAAAUCACUGUAUUCUUUGCAUUGUUGUUUUACGGGUCAACAAGCAAUCUCUUUAACAACGAGUUUGAAUUUCUCCAUUCCAGGUUCAAAAGGACCAUAAUGUUUUUUCUUUGUUUCCCAGUUUUAGACAACUUUUGCUUUAUUAUUGUUCUUAAUAUUCAAGACGGUAAUGAAACUUUGGUUUCACUCUGACAUUGGUAUCUUCCAAGUCCUGGUGCAGUUUUUGUUUCGAUGGUGAGAAGUGGUCAGACCUUUACAUGAAUUCAGCAAAUUGUGGUUUUAAGUGCCCUUCACAAGAAUAAAUGCUGUGCCUCUAAUACAAUCUAAAGAGGAAGGGUCAAAUCUGAGAUGGGAUUUUGACAGACAGGUAAUGGACAAAAGAACCGAAACACUGUUUAGCUUUGAAGUGAAUGCAUAACAAUUACAAAUGCAGAUUAGCAACCGCUCGUGUCAGCCAUAAAAGAGUCAUUUGAUAAAUGUGCUUUCAAAGCAAUCAGUAUUAUGUAACAGACAUCCUGAAUCACAAGUGCAUCAAUUAUAAAACCAUGAAAUGAUUUCAUCCGCCAGGUGGAACCGAUGCAAAAACAUAAUGAGUACCUACGAGACAUCAGAGGGACAAUUGUUGCAAGCAAAAGCUCAUCUACAGAUCCUCUUCUGGAAAUGUGCUUGGUGCUUUGCAAAUACCUCCUCAAAUCUACCACAGAUAGAAUGCACAAAAAGAAGACAAAUGCACACUGUGAGUUUUACAAAGCUAGAAUCAGUGACAGACCUGUUACAUAGAAAGUUCAGUGAAGAACAAUGCACACUGUUGCAUAAGGUGGAGAAAACCCUGGACCUUCCUCAAUCAUAAGAUGCAAAGAUUGAACUUUAAUUAGAAGUUCAGUAGAUUUCCACCUCUGCAAGUGUGACAUCACUACUUUAUUCUUUCACAGUCAUUUCUAGAGUUCCUGAAGCUGAUUUAAAGCACAGUGAUGAUGUUAAUAUAUUAGGUCUUUCUGUAAUUUUGUCCAUUUGCUGUUAUCAUUAACAGGUAUAGUUUAUGUUCAGCAGGUGCUUUUUUUUUUCUUCUCAUGGCCUUUGUGUGUAACAUGUAAGAACGCAGUUGCAGCGUAAAGUUAUUGUAUGAAAUUGGUUUGAAAAUCAAUCAUAUGGUCAUAGGGAUCUUUUCUAUUUACUUUCUUAGACAUUUUUUACAUGUAAUAUAUGAAGUUUGUCAUUUAAACAUGAUCUAAUCUGAACUACAUCAAACUAAAACCAAAUGAUUGGUUAAACAAGGUGUUUUUCUAAAAGCCGAUUUGAUAUAAAUGUAAGAUAUUUCUAUGAGAAAAUAAGAACAAGGGAUUUUGUAAUAAACAGCUCUGUGAUUUGCUAAUGAGGCCUAAAAUACAGAUGCAUUGUCACUAACAUGAACCUCUCAGUCAGUUUACAGGUCUGACUUCUGCUUCUGUGUUUUAUCACAUCCUGUCAGAUUUUUUAAUUAUUGUUAUAUAUUAAAAUGAACUUUUUCAAAGUAAAACUAAGUAUAAAAUAAAUGUCUC
Molecule: messenger RNA, 3634 nt
Organism: Xyrauchen texanus (razorback sucker)
Lineage: Eukaryota; Metazoa; Chordata; Actinopteri; Cypriniformes; Catostomidae
Product: NAD kinase-like
Exons: 12
Coding region: 156-1478 (440 amino acids)
Biological process (GO): NADP+ biosynthetic process; NAD+ metabolic process
Molecular function (GO): NAD+ kinase activity
Source: RefSeq, a predicted model, not a curated record